This is a messenger RNA of Sapajus apella (tufted capuchin), 3894 nucleotides long. RefSeq names its product exocyst complex component 6 (gene EXOC6). Lineage: Eukaryota; Metazoa; Chordata; Mammalia; Primates; Cebidae. Gene Ontology annotation, cellular component: exocyst; membrane. Gene Ontology annotation, biological process: intracellular protein transport; exocytosis; Golgi to plasma membrane transport. The transcript is spliced from 27 exons. Bases 424 to 2868 code for a protein of 814 amino acids. The record is from RefSeq and is a predicted model, not a curated record.
GAAACAGGAAGUUGUUGCUUGUGCCUUAUACGGUGUAGAAGAAAGUAAGAGGCACAGAGAAACUGCAUUAGCAGGACUGGGAGGAGCAGAAGAGAGUGGGGUGGGAGUACAGGGAAGUUGGGGAGAGCUGAGGAGCAGAGGGAGGCAACUGGGCCAUGAGGAGAGAAGACCUGGAAUCUCCAGGCUGAGCUGGCUGUACCGGAAGAGGAUAAAUGUGCUGUGUAGGAGGCACGGGGUCAUGCAGUGACGAUUGUGCUGUGUGGAGAGAAGAAUGAAUUUUUAGAGCCGUGUGAUGUUUAGAACUGGAUCAGUCAUCACAGAUGUAUUUGUUCAUGGGUUCUGACAAAUACAAUCUGGAACUGUCAGAUUUUUGCAUAAUUUGCAUAAUUACCAAGAGCUGGAAAAUCAGGGGCCUGUGGAGCGAUGUUGGAAGAAGAAACAGAUCAAACCUAUGAGAAUGUCCUGGCUGAGAUUCAGUCUUUUGAGCUCCCUAUUGAAGCUACUUUAAGGUCUGUGUAUGAUGACCAACCAAAUGCACACAAGAAGUUUAUGGAAAAGUUAGAUGCUUGUAUCCGUAAUCAUGACAAGGAAAUUGAAAAGAUGUGUAAUUUUCAUCAUCAGGGUUUUGUAGAUGCUAUUACAGAACUCCUUAAAGUAAGGACUGAUGCAGAAAAACUGAAGGUGCAAGUUACUGAUACCAACCGAAGGUUUCAAGAUGCUGGAAAAGAGGUGAUAGUCCACACGGAAGAUAUUAUUCGAUGUAGAAUUCAGCAGAGAAAUAUUAUAACUGUAGUAGAAAAAUUGCAGUUAUGCCUUCCAGUGCUGGAAAUGUACAGUAAGCUGAAAGAACAGAUGAGUGCCAAAAGGUACUAUUCUGCCCUAAAAACUAUGGAACAAUUAGAGAACGUGUACUUUCCCUGGGUUAGUCAAUACCGGUUUUGUCAGCUCAUGAUAGAAAAUCUUCCCAAACUCCGUGAGGAUAUUAAAGAAAUCUCCAUGUCUGAUCUCAAAGACUUUUUGGAAAGCAUUCGAAAACAUUCUGACAAAAUAGGUGAAACAGCAAUGAAACAGGCACAGCAUCAGAAAACCUUUAAUGUUUCUCUGCAGAAAAAAAAUAAAAUGAAAUUUGGGAAGAAUAUGUAUAUAAAUCAUGAUAAAAUUCCAGAGGAAAGCAGUGAAACUGUAUUGAAACAUUCACUUGAAGAAGAGGAUGAGAAUGAAGAGGAGGUCUUGACUGUUCAGGAUCUUGUUGAUUUUUCUCCUGUUUAUCGAUGUUUGCACAUUUAUUCUGUUUUGGGUGAUGAGGAAACAUUUGAAAACUAUUAUCGAAAACAAAGAAAGAAACAAGCAAGACUGGUAUUGCAACCCCAGUCAAAUAUGCAUGAAACAGUUGAUGGCUAUAGAAGAUAUUUCACUCAAAUUGUAGGGUUCUUUGUGGUAGAAGAUCACAUUUUACAUGUGACCCAAGGAUUAGUAACCAGGGCAUACACUGAUGAACUUUGGAACAUGGCCCUCUCAAAGAUAAUUGCUGUCCUUAGAGCUCAUUCAUCCUAUUGCACAGAUCCUGAUCUUGUUCUGGAGCUGAAGAAUCUCAUUGUAAUAUUUGCAGAUACUUUGCAGGGUUAUGGUUUUCCAGUGAACCGACUUUUUGACCUAUUAUUUGAAAUAAGAGAUCAAUACAAUGAAACGCUGCUUAAGAAAUGGGCUGGAGUUUUCAGGGACAUUUUUGAAGAAGAUAAUUACAGCCCCAUCCCUAUUGUCAAUGAAGAAGAAUAUAAAAUUGUCAUCAGCAAGUUUCCCUUUCAAGAUCCAGACCUUGAAAAGCAAUCUUUCCCAAAGAAAUUCCCCAUGUCUCAGUCAGUGCCUCAUAUUUACAUUCAAGUUAAAGAAUUUAUUUAUGCCAGCCUUAAAUUUUCAGAGUCACUACACCGGAGCUCAACAGAAAUAGAUGAUAUGCUUAGAAAAUCAACAAAUCUGUUGCUGACCAGAACUUUGAGUAGCUGUUUACUGAACCUGAUUAGAAAACCUCAUAUUGGUUUGACAGAGCUGGUGCAAAUCAUCAUAAACACAACACACCUGGAACAAGCUUGUAAAUAUCUUGAGGACUUUAUAACUAACAUUACAAAUAUUUCUCAAGAAACUGUUCAUACUACAAGACUUUAUGGACUUUCUACUUUUAAGGAUGCUCGACAUGCAGCAGAAGGAGAAAUAUACACCAAACUGAAUCAAAAAAUUGAUGAAUUUGUUCAGCUUGCUGAUUAUGACUGGACAAUGUCUGAACCAGAUGGAAGAGCUAGUGGUUAUUUAAUGGACCUUAUUAAUUUUUUGAGAAGCAUCUUUCAAGUGUUUACCCAUUUGCCUACUAACAACAGUGAUCACGCAGCCAUGUCGGGGAAAGUUGCCCAGACAGCUUGCAUGUCAGCCUGCCAGCAUCUGUCAACAUCCUUAAUGCAGAUGCUACUGGACAGUGAGUUAAAACAAAUAAGCAUGGGAGCUGUUCAGCAGUUUAACUUAGAUGUCAUACAGUGUGAAUUGUUUGCCAGCUCUGAGCCUGUGCCAGGAUUCCAGGGGGAUACCCUGCAGCUAGCAUUCAUUGACCUCAGACAACUCCUUGACCUAUUUAUGGUUUGGGAUUGGUCUACUUAUCUAGCUGAUUAUGGACAGCCAGCUUCUAAGUACCUUCGGGUGAAUCCAAACACAGCCCUUACUCUUUUGGAGAACAGAGUCUAUAGAGGGAUGAAGGAUACUAGCAAAAAGAACAAUAUAUUUGCUCAGUUCAGGAAGAAUGAUCGAGACAAACAGAAGCUGAUAGAGACAGUUGUGAAACAGCUGAGAAGUUUGGUGAAUGGUAUGUCCCAGCAUGCAUAGACUUCACGUCGCUUGCACUCAGUGACACCAAAUCCGUGAUUCAACAUUGAUCUCGAGCAAGUAUUGGUCAUGAUAUAGUAAUUUGUUUACAGAAUCUAAAAAUACAAUAGAGAAGAUACAGGAGGGCUUAAACAAGAAAUAGUAAUAAAUAUCAUUUGUAUGGAUUUUUAAAUAAUCGAAUACUAUUUUAUAUAUGGAAAAAAUGACCAUUUUUUUCACUUUUAGGGGAAAAAUGCAGAAGUGUAAUACAUAAAUUCUCACAAAUUGUACAUGAAACUGAUUACAAAUACAUUUGAAAAACUUAUGCCUCUACUCAUAAGUUUUUUUUUUCUAGCUUUCAUUUUCACCUCAGUGUGAUUUAAGCAGACCAAAAUUUAUAAUUCUGCUAAUUCUGAGGGAGAAAUAGACAAAUCUUUAAAGCUUCCUAAAAUCAAACUUGAUUUAACUCAGUAAGAAUGUGAAUUAUUUGUUCUACUUGGGUGGUUUAAUUUAAUCAUUCUGAAUAUGAACAAAAGGUUUUGGAUUUUCUAAAGAUGCAGUGUUGUUUCUGUUCAUCAGGGUUAAUAUUUCUAACUAUAUUGCUUGUAGCUGACCCCAUUCUGGAUUUGUUUGGUUUGGUUCCAGUUAAAAGAGAGGACAGGAACAAAAUGGGGCUAACCACUUCAGGUGCAGCUUGUGUGAAGGUAGAUGGUUCUUACACACACAAGUUACCACAGGGGUCAGGUUACUUUCUUCAAAUAGCAGAUUUCAGUACUGUAUCCUCAUUGUGGAAACAAGCCAAACCAAAUGAACUCUGGAAAACCUAAAACAAAUGUACAUUUUCUUUUGUGUAUGUUUCCGUGGCCCAAAUGGCAAUAUAAAUCCAGUCUUUAUUCUCCUUUUGUUGUAUUUAUGCUGAGUCCUCCCUUUGACUUUUCAGGAUUUAUGCCUGUAAGAAACCAUGCCUGACUCUGUAAAAUAAGUGUAAAGAAUUAUAGGUACAUCUCUGGAUUUUGUGAUGAAAUAUUAAAAAUAUUGAGCAAGUUG